Molecule: messenger RNA, 1610 nt
Organism: Verruconis gallopava
Lineage: Eukaryota; Fungi; Ascomycota; Dothideomycetes; Venturiales; Sympoventuriaceae
Exons: 2
Coding region: 355-1377 (340 amino acids)
Molecular function (GO): oxidoreductase activity
Source: RefSeq, a predicted model, not a curated record
UUUUUAUUGCAUGUCGCGAACCCAUCAAUUAGCUUGCUGCUUUUGGUUUUUAGAGAAAUAUCUACUUUCUGUCCAGACUAGUUUUAUGCUUGAUUUGGCAUGAUGCGAAUAAUCGCCGGGAUAGAUCCGCACCUACGUUUCUGUCAAUCGAGAGUCUGGCGUCAUUCCCCAUCUUCACUCCAAUUACUAAGCUUGCUUUCAAAUUCUGGCACGCAAUUCGAGUGUAGUAGGGCGUAAGGUUGUUCGUUCCGGCACUUAUAAGUCAGAUCAAGGCAACGUUCUGGUAGGUAAAUUUUGGUCCAAAAAGUCACAAGAAUCUGCUCUCUCUCUGGACACUCCUCUGUCCUCUUGCAUAUGCUUUCUGUAGUUCGGCAACUCAAGAACUCAACCAGUCUGAUCCAGAAGCUCGCAAAACCGAGUGCUAGCACGAGUUUGCGUCCUCUACAUCUUGAUCAUAGAUUCGUCUCCACCAUGACGACUGCGACAUUCAAGUAUAUUGACCCGACAUCGUAUACAGAUAGCUCAGAGCCAUUUAUCAAACCAUGGUCGAAGGUGGAUGGGCCUGGCUGGAGCUUUCGCCUCGUUGAACAUCAGAGAGACGUGGAGAAUCUGAGAGGACAGGAGGAAAAGUUUACCACGGAUAACGCUGGAUUUGCUGUGUACACAUCGCCGGCCAAGGAGAAGACGUUCACAGACGAUGAAGCCGUUAGGAAAGGCUACUACAAGGAAGUGGAGGAGCUGUUACGAGAGAAACUUCCGGGGGUAAAGAAAGUCGUCAUUUUCGAUCAUACCAUUCGACGAAGGGAAAAGUCCUCGCCUCGCCAGCCCGUGCAGCAAGUGCAUGUGGAUCAAACUCCGGCUGCUGCUGAGGCGCGAGUGCGUCGACAUGUCCGUGAAGCCGACGUGGAGGAGCUACUCAAAGGUCGAUAUCAAAUCAUCAAUGUCUGGCGACCCAUACAGAAUCCCGCGUCAGACUUUCCAUUAGCCGUGAUCGAUUGGCGGUCUACGGUUCCGUCCGAUUUUGUGAAGGUGGACUUGCUAUAUCCAAAGCGGCAACUGGAUGAGGACGACGAUGAUCGUGGCAAAGAGGUACUCCCCGAUCCUGCCUCAACUACGUCGACCGAGGGCUACGAGAUCAAAGGUGAAACCUAUGCGGUCAGACCGAACGAUAGUCAUAAAUUUUACUAUUUGAAAGACAUGACACCAGACGAGGUUAUGUUCAUCAAAUGCUUCGAUUCCCGUGGCGACUCGUUGCCUCAAGGUAUCAAAGGCAUCGCUCGAGCUACUCCGCACACAGCCUUUGUUGACCCCAAUACUCCAGCUGAUGCGCCUGGCAGACAGAGUAUUGAGGUACGUUGUUUGGUCUUCUACGAAUAAAACGCAAGUUGGAGAGUGAUCGUUACUGUCAUAAGUUUGACUUUGCAGAUAGAUCGCGAAUUCGUUUUACCUUAGCGAAAAUUUUUACUGUGACAGAGGUCGUCAAGCUCAUCCACAUGUCCUUCGCAUUACAAUUACAUAAUCUAAAAUACACAUCAGUUAUACCAUCAAUUAUCGUGUGGUUCGUUGGCUGAAAUCACGAGUGUUGCUAAUCUCUCGCUUCUUAUCGUUGC